AUGACCGACUCCGGCGAUAAAGAGAAGGAAACCAAGCCGCUGAAGUCGCGCAGAGCCAGUCGCCCCAAGGUCAAAACGGGUUGUAAUAAUUGCAAAAAUCGAAGAGUCAAAUGCGACGAGACACGGCCACAAUGCAUAAAGUGUGUUCGGUCGGGUCGACAUUGCGACGGGUACCCUGCAUAUAAAAGGACGGUGGAAGUUGCCGUUCCCAUUGCUCCACGACCAGAUGGAAUCCCAUCCACGGCGAUCGCCCCAUCGUAUCCAGCUUCAUAUGCCAUAACACCAGCAGUUUCGAAGAUCGUUGCGCGCAAGCCACGGAGACCCCUCGAGCAGAGCAGGCCGACACCACCGCCUACUCCCAUUGUCCGAUUUUCUCCAACAACCUAUGCGCCUACGGUGCUACCAUUCGACGCACAAGAAGGACAAUAUUUUCAGGUCUUCAGGACACACACCGCAAGCGAACUGUCGGGCUUCUUUGAUUCGGAAUUUUGGACGCGGAGUGUGCUUCAGGAGAGUCAUUCGGAAGCAUCAAUUCGGCAUGCGGUCGUAGCAUUGGGAGCGCUGUACAAGACGCUGGAGAAGUCGUCAGAGUCACCACCAUCAUCGCCCGACAGCAAUUCUGUUGACACCGCACCAAACCAUUAUAACUUUGCAUUACAGCAGUAUGGCAAAGCCCUCGCACGAUUACGAGAGGCUUUACAGAAUAAUGAGACACGAUCCCAACGAACUAUAUUAAUAUCCGUAGUAUUAUUCACCUGCUUCGAAUCCUUCACUGGCAAUCACACAUCGGCCAUCUCACAGAUCCAGCAUGGACUCGGUCUUCUGGAAGAACGCCGGCAGCAAUCAAGACAGCAGAUGGUCGUCAAGCAGAAGGAGAUAGUCGAGGACGAGCUAGUUCAAAUGUUCACUCGUCUUGCGAUUCAAGCCAAAUCCUACGACAUGGCUUUCCAUUUUCCUCCACCUUAUGUUAUUCGUUUGACACCAGCAGCAAAUCCCGGCUCGCCACAGUCGCCAACUUCUCCGUCCGAUGCUGCCUCUACUACUUCCGUGGAGUCAGCUAUUCCAGACAUGUUUAGAACAUCGCAAGAAGCGCGGGCAUCUUUAGAUUCGCUUUGCGAGCGCAUCAUGCAGUUCCAGGAGGGACUUUCUUCGUACUAUCAAGGACCAAAUAAUAUUCUCCCUCAGUCGCUAAAAGCUUCUGGUCUGGGGUUCCGUACACAACUUGCUCAGUGGGCGGCAGCUUUUGAGCCACUUCUCGAAUCACGCCGCAGACCCAAAAUGACCAAUACAGAACGAGCAGGCAUUGAUGUGCUCAAGAUGAUGCAGCUUAUGACCUCAAUCCUUUUCCUGAUGGGAUUCAGCACAUCUGAGAUGGACUUUGACAAUCACAUGCCACAGUUCAAAGAGAUUAUCGAUCUUGCCAAGGAAGUGGUUGUUGAUGAGGAGCUGAUGCUAGCACAAUCAAAAUGUGGGAGCCCUACCAGCUGCAGGCAUCGACAACCCCACAAUAACGGCCUUCAUUUCUCUGGAUUGACCGGAUAUCAACCAGGGAUGUAUCGAGAUGAAGAUGAUUAUACCCAUAUUAAGGCUUCCUUUGCGUUGGACUUGGGAAUUGUCCCACCCUUGUUUGUGGUUGCCACAAAAUGUCGAGAUAGAAAACUUAGAAGGGAUGCAAUCAAGUUGUUACUCAACAGCCCAAGAAGAGAAGGUAUGUGGGACAGCAUACUUAGCGGACGCGUGGGGCAAUGGAUUAUGGAGAUUGAAGAGGAGGGAAUGGGCGAAUAUCUCGGAUACGGUAUGGGUACCAUGGAUGGUGCAGUCGUGCCGCAGGAUCGGAGGGUGAUGGUCAAGGAGAUUCUGUUUAAUAUGCAGAGCCGGGAGGCAACUUUGAGAUGUGGAACUCGAGGCGCCCGCGAUGGUGAUUACGACCUGAGAACGAAUGAGACGCACAUCACUUGGUAG
Glarea lozoyensis ATCC 20868 is the source of this 1962-nucleotide messenger RNA. Its product is annotated as Zn2/Cys6 DNA-binding protein. Bases 1 to 1962 code for a protein of 653 amino acids. Lineage: Eukaryota; Fungi; Ascomycota; Leotiomycetes; Helotiales; Helotiaceae. Gene Ontology annotation, molecular function: zinc ion binding; DNA-binding transcription factor activity, RNA polymerase II-specific. The record is from RefSeq and is a predicted model, not a curated record. Gene Ontology annotation, biological process: regulation of DNA-templated transcription. The transcript is spliced from 2 exons.